AUGGACUCUACUGCAGUGACAGAAUUUUUUACGCUAGACGACUCUCCAGCGAAGCCUCCUGCAAACGACGAUGAUACGGUUCGCGACCACUAUGGAUUUAUGGUUCCUGCCGACUACCAUGAGCUGUACUCCGUCUACAGCCCAAUCUGGGAGCAGGAGGAGACAGAGCGUGAGGCGUACUGGUGCCAGUUCUUAAUCGAAUUGGCGCAUCUCAACGCUAACGAUGGCAAGUUUGCCAACCUUGGGGACCUGUGCGCGGACUACCUUCUGGAUGCCGUCACCAUCGCACGGCACGAACAGGGCCCGCCGUCGCCUCACCGGCAGAAGCUCGAUGCGCUAGUGCAUGGGGGUGUCCCCUUCACCAUUCGCGGCAGCGUCUGGACCGUCUUCUUGGAUACCUCUGUCCGCAAGCAACGAAACUACUACAAUGAUCUGGUCAAACGCUGCCUUGGAGAUCUGCAGUACAGGGGCAGUCUGGAGCUGGACGAGAUACGGAAGCAGGCGGCGCUAGCAUCGCAGGCGCUGCAGGACGCUGCCGCCCUUCACGGCCUGUCCGGCUAUGCAGCGGUGACGGAGAAGGCCCUGGCCACCUGGCGAUCCAACAGCAAGGUAUGGCUGACCCAGAUCGAAAAGGACCUUCCCCGCACCUUCCCUGGACUCGCCUUAAUGGAGGUCAGCGGGCGCCCGGCACUGCGGCGGGUGCUGGCGGCCUACAGCCUGCAUAACUCCAGGGUUGGGUAUUGCCAGGGUCUCAACUUCGUGGCCGGCACCCUGCUACUAUUCCUGGACGAGGAGGGCGCCUUCUGGUGUCUGUGUGCGCUGCUGGAGGACAUUCUCCGGGGCUACUAUGACGUGGAUAUGAUGGCCAUGCAGGUGGAUCAGCGGGUUUUUAAGCGCCUGGUUUCGGAGCACUUCCCCCAGCUGGCGGCCCAUUUGGAGGGGCUGGGGGCGGACGUGUCGUGUGUGUUUGUGCAGUGGUUCUUGUGUGUCUUUGUCAACUUCCUGCCUAUUGAGGCGUGCCUGAGAGUGACUGCCCUAGCUUUGUUGGAGGUCUUCUCUCCCGCGCUCUCCUGCUGCUCGGAUGUGCUGGACGCCCUAGAUCUGCUGCAGGCCAUGGCCCCCCUCACGUACGACUCUAACCGCCUCAUCAGCCACGCGUUUGGAUCCGCUUUUGAGGGCGUUACGGACGUACGGCUGGCGACGCUGAGGCGGGAGUAUCUGGAGGAGGUGGAAGCGGAGGCGGCGGCGCUGGCGGACGAAUUGACGUGGGAGGGGUCGGCAUCCGCUGCCGCCGUCGGCGGGUCCAACGGCCACGGCGGCGGCGGCGCAGCCGCACAAGCUUAUCAAGGCGCCGGCGGCGCCGGCGCAGGUACGGCGGCGCAAGCCGGCACGCCGCAUCAGCAACAGCAGCAACAGCCGCCGCCGCCACCGCCGCAGCAAUCCAGCAGUCGUAUCAGCGUGCUAAAGAUGAUUGCGCGCGGCAUGAAGGAAAAGUUCGCCGGUGUCGGCGGCGGUGGCGGUGGCGGUGGCGGCGGCGGUGGCGGCGGUGGUGGUGGCGGGGGUGCGGUACUUCACGGUGGUUCCGGUGCGAACAGCGUCGAGCGCGCGGCGUCUCCCGACCCCGACGCAGGCCUUACCGCCCCGAUGGCCGCUGUGGCGCUGGGUGGGAGUAACGCCGCCACCGCUGGCGGCGCGGAGGAGCCCUUGCUCGUACAUUCGUCUCCGCCCUUUGACGGCGGCGGCGUCGACGCCGACAGCGAGGACUAUCACCGCCUUAACGGCGACGAUGGGUUUCAGUACGAGCAAGUUGGUUACAUGGCGCCGUCAGACCUGUUGGAGACGGGCGGCGGCGCCGUCACCGCCGCCGCCACUGGCGGCGGCGGCGACGGCGGUGCCCCAGAGCUGCUCUCGCUGUCGCCGCCGGCGCCCGCGUCGCUGCUACCGCAUCCUCAGAGCAGCGGCGUCAGCGGGUACGGCAGCUCGUGGCCCCAUCAUCAUCCGCCGCCGCCGUUGCCACAGCAGCAACAACAACAGCAGCAGCGACAAUCAGAUGUUUCAUCGCUGACUACGGCGACGGAGGCGGGGCCAGCGGAGGGCUCCGCUCCCGCCGCAUCGGGUACAACAUCGUGUACGACGGCAUCCGUCGGGAACGAAGAUCCCCUGAAGCCGCUUUUCGAGGCGACGUCAGGGGUGACGUCAGCGUCGGAGCUCCAGGCGGCAGCAGCGCCUGUGACGGCGGCGGCGGCGGCAGAUGGCGGCGGUGGCGGCGUGGACCGCCGUCUGCAACGCAAGUCCGCUUCCUCUUUCAGCUGGCAUCAGACGCCGAAGUGGACGAGCUUCCGGAUCUUGAGCGCCCAAGCCCAGAACAGCGCCAGCGGCGGUGUUCCUGUGGCCGCCGUUGCGACGGCGGCGGCGGCGGCGCCGCCGCCGGUCUCCGUCCUGCUUCCGCCAUCACCUGGCAGUACGGCGGCGGCUGGCGGCAGCGGAGGUCCUCUAUCUCCCCACAUCCUGAUGUUGGCGGCGGGGAGGUCUCAGUCCCUGGCGGCGGGCUUGGUGACGGAUGGGGACGACGACGACGGCAGCGGCGGCGCCGCCGCCGCCAACCGCGCUGACCAACUCCUUUCCCAGAACCACCCGGCGGCGGCGGCAGAGGCAGCGGUGACGGACCUGCACGGCUCUGGCACCGCCGCCGCCGUCAGCGGUGGAGCUGCCGGCGCUGUUACCGCCGUACCCCAGGAUGGUUUCGGAGCCUUGUCUAACUUCAGUCAAGUUCAGGCCGCAGAUCAGGCCCGACGGGUGCAGGGCAGCAAGCGGCGGUGUAGCAAGGCGGCGAGCUUGGCCUGGGAUAUCGCCCUCGCGCCGCUAAAGCUGCGACAGCAGAUUCAACAACGGCAUCGGGACAACCAGAAACAACCGCCGCAACCACCACAACCACUUCCCACCGCACAGUCACGGUUACAGCAACGACCGGACUCCCUAGACACUCUCUCCACAGCCGCCCCGGCCGCCACAGCCGCCGCCGCGAUUCAUCCGUCGUCGCAUCCGUGUUCUGUUUACAGCGCGGUGAACCAUGGGUCACCCUUUGGUCGCUCCCACCCGGCUCAACAAGACCAAAACUCCCACAACACGGCAGCACCCGCCUGGGGCGACCGACCCGCCGGGUCGGCGUCGGCGCCCUCUUCAAUGACGUCCUCUACUACUGCAAUUGUCACUGGAGCAGCAGCGGCGGCGGCAGUAGCAUUAGCAUCUUCUAGUACGACGACAUCCAAUGAUGCUACUGCAUUAUUAAACUCCGCCGAACUGCCUGGCGGUGUGACUCCUAUUCAGGCAACCGCAGCGGAACGGCAGUGGCAUGGCCAGGAGGGCCCUGCGGGGAUGCCGCCGCCGCGGGCGACAGCCAUGGCGCCGACAGCAGCAGCGGCGGCGGCGGCGGCGAAUGGUAGUACGGCAGCCGUCGGAACCCACUUCAUCGGGGGCGGCUGUGGCGGUGGCGGUACGGCAGUGUCGUCGUCUAUGCAUGCGCCGCCGGGGAGCUCCGUCGCCAGUACGUGCAGCGUCCUGCUGCUGGACGAGCAUAAGGAGGCGUCGCCGGCUGAGGCGCGAGAUGAGUGGGUCAUCAUGGCCCCCCCGUCAGAGGGGGUGCUGCCGCUGCCGUCGCCGCCGCCGCCGCCGCCGCCAGCAUCGCUACAUCACCACCUCGGUCUGGAUGGCGGCAGCGCAGCCGCCGCCGCCGCCGCCAGCUCUCCGGGGGAGAUGUCCUACUUCCACGAUUUGCUGUCGGGUAUGGUCCCGGGUACGGCAGCAGCUGGAUCGGCUAUUGGGGCAGUUGAAACAGCUCCAGCUCCAGCGGCGGCGGCGGCGGCGGCGGCAGGAGCUGUGGAAGGGUGGCGGAGGUCGCCGGGCGGCGACGGCGGCAGCCCGGCGGUGCAUGAGAUGCGGGUGCGGGAGUCUCUAGGCGUAGGUGACCUGAUACGACAUCACACAGCCCUGGCGGCUAGGUUGCAGAAAUUGCAGGAAUUGAAUCACCAGCAGCAGGAGCAGCAGCAGCAGCAGCAGCAGCAGCAGCAAGUGCUACCGGCGGUUCCGCCGACGGCGUCGAGGGGGCACGCGGCGGAUGACCGCAGCGACGCAGCGGCUAGUACGGCACUAGAUGCCGCGGGCGCGUCGGGGUCCGCUGGCGGCGGUGGCUGCGGCGGCGGCGGCUACGGCGGCGGAACUGGGGCUGCGCAGCCAGUGGCCGCUGUAUCGUCGGGGCCGGGCACGUCGUACGGUACGGACCGCCUAGAUACCCUACAGCGUCUCCUCGAGGGCCUGGUGGCGGCGGCGUGUAGCAGCGGAGAUGCAGCCGCCGCGGCGGCGGCGGCGGCGACGGUGGCGGCGGCUCCGCCGCCCUCGAUCGCUGCCGCUGCUGGCGGCAGCGGCGCCGCCGCGGCCGCGGCCGCUGCUGCUGCCGCGGCCUUGCUUCCUGAGGGCUUGCUCCCGCUGUCGCUGCCGUACGCAUCGGUGGCGGCGUUGCCGCCGGCGUCGGCAGCGGUAACACCGUUUGACCAGCUGGUGGUUGGACCUGGCGGUCAAGUCAGGCUACAGCCCGCGGCCGCGGCGCCGCCGCCACCAAUGCCGGCUGUAGCGCUGGCGCACGCGGCUGGUAUGGCAGCUUCAACCGCCAACGGCCAGCAGCAGCAGCAACAACAACAACAACAACAACAACAACAACAACAACAACAACAACAGCACGUGCAGGAAUUAUUGCUGGAGGCCGUGGGGCUGUGUAACGAGCUGAGGGCCGAGUUGCGCAGCAGUCGAACCAUAGAGGCAGAAACGGCUCAGGUUCUGGAGCAGUACGGCUUGCUGAGCGAGGCGAUGGCGUCGCGGCUGGACGGUCUCGUACAGCAGUUGGCCGAGAAGCAGUACAUGAACGACAAGCUCAGCAACAAGUUGGAUCAGACGAUGCAAAAGUACGCUGCGCAGGACUACGCCAUACGGCACCUGCAGUUCCAGCUGCAAGGAGGGCAUCAAGUAGCGACGGCAGCUGGCGGCGGCGGCGGCGGCGGCGGAGGUGGCGGCGGCGGCGUUACCGUCAUGAGCCCGAUCAGCGGUCUUAGUAGCGCGCUGGGCUUUGGAGGCGGCGGGUCCGUCAACCCCCCGGCCACCGCCGCCUGCACUCCCACCCCCACUGCCGCCGCCGCCGCCGCCGCCAACGGCACCUACUCGUCGCGAGGAACACCUGGUCACGGCGGCGGCGGUAUCGUACACAGCUUCCUCGCGGGUGGUAGCAGCAGUAGCAGCAGCGGCGGCGGCGGCGGAGGGGCCGCGGUGGCGGCGGGAGGUGCCGCUGGAGGGGUCCGCCAUGGCAGUCCGCAGCGCGGCGGCGGCGGCGGCGGCGGCGGCAACCAAAGCCUGCUAUGGCAGUUUGGUAAGAACCUGAAAGCCAAGUUUGGCGGCAGGGACGAGCAACAACAACAACAACAGCAGUAG
Molecule: messenger RNA, 5475 nt
Organism: Volvox carteri f. nagariensis
Lineage: Eukaryota; Viridiplantae; Chlorophyta; Chlorophyceae; Chlamydomonadales; Volvocaceae
Exons: 17
Coding region: 1-5475 (1824 amino acids)
Source: RefSeq, a predicted model, not a curated record